Mangifera indica (mango) is the source of this 2007-nucleotide messenger RNA. RefSeq names its product 4-hydroxybenzoate polyprenyltransferase, mitochondrial-like. Gene Ontology annotation, molecular function: prenyltransferase activity. Lineage: Eukaryota; Viridiplantae; Streptophyta; Magnoliopsida; Sapindales; Anacardiaceae. Gene Ontology annotation, biological process: ubiquinone biosynthetic process. The record is from RefSeq and is a predicted model, not a curated record. Gene Ontology annotation, cellular component: mitochondrial inner membrane.
UACCUAAAUGUUUACAAAAUUUUAUAGUUUGAGCAAAAUUUAAAAUUAAAAAAAAUGCAGGUUCCUUUUUAUCGAAGUUCAUGUUUUAAUUUAAUCUGUGAUAUGUCAAACAAGUGUUGGUUUUUUAUACUUCAUCUUCUUUGCUUCUUUUUCCUUCUGUAACCUGAUGAUAAUGCUUAAUUUAGUAGGUUCUUUUCCUUUUGACAUCAAAAUAUUUGUUUUAAUUUGCAAUUCUAAUUUAUUUUCAACGCCGCUCUUUAUUCUUUGAAUCCAUUCUUUCGCAAGAUCCAUCAGACACAGGCACCACCUCAAGAACAAAGAGGCCCCAGUUAAACAGUUCAUCAAAAUGGCGAAUUUUUUACUUUCUCGAGCUUCACGUUUCAGACUAUUAAAACCCUCUUUGUCUCUCUUGGCCAACACGGCUAAAUCAACAGUUAUCUCUCACGCUCAUCCCGUAUUAAACCCUAAUUUAAACCCAUUUCGUCCUUUUCAACGUUGGACUCCGAAUCUCGAAGAAAGUCUUAGAUUCGUCUCCAUUGCUAGAAUUUAUACUACACAUACAGGUAUAGCCAAGAAAGGAGAGAAAGAAAGUGGUAGUAAUAGCAAUGACAUUUCAUGGAUUGACUUGUUUCUACCCAGAACAGCCAGGCCUUAUGCGAAGCUUGCCCGCCUCGAUAAGCUUGGGACUUGGCUGUUGGCUUGGCCUUGUAUGUGGUCAAUUACAAUGGCGGCAGCCCCUGGACACCUCCCUGAUUUGAAGAUGUUGACUCUAUUUGGCUGUGGCUCUCUGCUUUUAAGGGGUGCUGGAUGUACUGUUAAUGAUCUCCUUGAUAGAGGCAUUGAUACAAAGGUGGAACGUACAAAGUUGAGGCCCGUUGCUAGCGGUCUUUUGACACAUUUUCAAGGACUUUGUUUUCUUGGAUUUCAAUUGCUUUUGGGUCUUGGGAUUCUCCUUCAAUUGAAUAAUUAUAGCCGUAUUUUGGGGGCGUCAUCCUUGUUGCUAGUCUUCUCUUACCCCCUCAUGAAGAGGUUCACCUUUUGGGUAAUGGUCGUAUUGGGCUUGACCUUUAAUUGGGGAGCCUUGUUAGGGUGGGCUGCAGUAAAAGGGAGUUUAGAUCCGGCUGUUGUGUUUCCAAUGUACAUAUCAGGAGUUUUUUGGACACUUGUGUAUGAUACAAUAUAUGCACAUCAGGAUAAAGAAGAUGAUCUGAAAGUUGGUGUGAAGUCUACUGCUUUAAGAUUUGGGGAUUCAACCAAGAAGUGGAUUUCUGGGUUUGGAAUUGCUUGUGUUAGUGGUCUUGCCCUCAGCGGAUUCAAUGCUGAUAUUGGGUGGCCAUAUUAUGCAUUUUUGGCAGCAGCAUCCGGGCAUUUAGGUCGGCAAAUAUGGACAGUUGACCUUUCAAGCCGUGCUGACUGCAAUAGAAAAUUUGUGUCCAACAAAUGGUUCGGUGCUCUUGUUUGUGGUGGGAUUCUAUUCGGAAGAUUUGUACAAUAACGGUAGAGGUCCUUCUGACAUGAUAGAAUUGAUAACAGAAUUGAAUAAAUUUCCUGAUUCAACAAUAGGUACUCUUUGUUAUGGUUGCUUGAUGAUAUGCUGAUGCCGUCGAUUGAUCAGUCGAUUAGGACAAUCUAAACUCAUUAUUUCGUGUGUUCUGGAGCAGUCAUCUUCCUUUGUGGUAUUGUUGCAUAAGCUAGUACUUGUUGGUGCUUCAGAAUACAUUUUCAUUGAUAGGCUUGUGCUAGGUAAUUUAAACGUUUCUCGGCAGCCUUGGCUCCGUGGCUCGAUUGUUAACAACAGUAAUGGGGAGAUUCAGUGGUGGUUUGGGUUUUAGGGGUGUAAAUGCAAGUUUCGAAACCUAUUAAAAGGCAAAACUGCAAGUUUUCUAAAGGAUGUAUUGUAGAUUAGGACAUUUAGAGAGUCAAGAUCAUCUUUGAAUGCCAAGUGAAUUGAUGUUGGUUACAAAGAAAAAUAUUUGGAACUUCUUUAAUAUCAUUUUUGUUUAGCCU